GGAGUAUUAUUCUGUAACUGCAUCUCUUGUGGGGUAGGUCGCAGAUAUUCGUGACAAACACACACGUCUUACAACAUCAAGCCGAAUCACAUCUAUUCCAAAAAGUGCGCUUUUCCGUAGUUCGUCAUUCUCACAAAGUAGAUUCGCCGGAGUUCACUCGAGAAUCGAUCCCCGGCUGUGGGAGCUUUCCUAGGGAACAAUUCGGGAAGAUAUUUGACCUCGAAGCAGAGUCGGGCGUGAACGUACCUUCGCAGCAUAACUAGCGUCCGCUUCGUCGCGAACGAUGUAAUUAUUCUACGCAGUACCAGAUUUAGCAAACUUAUCACAAGGAACGGAAAUUAUCAACGACCACGGCUGCUACAUUGGAAUUCUGUACAUAUCUUCCGACGCCAUGGCGGAUAAAAUGUAUUAUUGGGGCGAGGAGAGGGAUCAAGUCGAUCCCGACCAGACCUUUAUAGAGUUCAAGGCCAAAUCUGUGGCUACGGACAAGGAACGCGAACCGCCUCGUGCUGUACCAAAAAUGACGGUCUCUUCGCCACAGGGGAAGAUGACUGAGAUAAGCAACAGAGAGGAAAACGCCGAACGCGGUGGUUGGGGUAACAAACUCGACUUCCUGUUUUCCUGCAUAAGCGUUUCCGUCGGACUUGGGAAUGUCUGGCGGUUUCCUUAUCUCUGCUAUAAAAACGGCGGCGGUGCUUUUCUGAUUACUUACGGUAUCGCGAUGGUGUUUUGUGGAAUUCCUAUAUUUUUUCAAGAAGUCGCUAUUGGACAAUAUCUUGGAGCUGGAGGAAUGACAUUAGUGGGACAAUUGUGUCCUAUUUUCCAAGGUGUAGGAUACGCUACUAUGACUAUCGUAUUCUUCCUCGACGUGUACUAUUGCAUUAUUAUUGCUUGGACACUUUUCUACCUCAUAAGCACGUUCGUGAACUUGCCUACAGUUCCUUGGAGUGGAUGUGAAAAUUGGUGGAACACAGAUAGUUGUUUCGAUGGAACUCACGGGAAGAUGAACUGCUCAGUUGCAAAUAAUACCUGUCAUCACACGACUCCGGUUGAAGAAUAUUGGGAUCAACGGGUUCUUGGCAUAACUACCGGUAUCGAGUCUAUCGGCAAGCUUCAGUUUGAGUUGCUGGGUUGUCUGAUCAUCGGCUGGCUCCUCGUUUACUUUAUCAUCCGGCGCGGUAUUCAUCAGAGCGGUAAGAUCAUCUGGUUUUCAGCCUUGUUCCCGUACGUGGUGCUUUUCAUUCUUUUGGUAAGAGCGGUGACGUUGGAGGGUGCCAACAAGGGCUUGCUUUACUACGUGACCCCGCGAUGGGAGGAAUUGCUCACUCCCGGUCCGUGGAUAGACGGCGCAACCCAGAUUUUCUUCGCGUACAGCAUCGGCACCGGCGCUCUGCCCGCCUUGGGAUCGUACAACAAGUUUCACCACAAUUGCUAUAGAGACGCAAUAAUCACUUGCGUAGUCAACACCCUGACGUGUCUUCUGGCCGGUUGCGUUACCUUUUCGAUACUGGGUCACAUCGCCCAGGAACAGCAAACGGAGGUGUCCGAGGUCGUCAAGAGCGGACCUGGUCUUGUGUUCCUUACGUAUCCCGAGGUCGUUCUCAAGCUACCCGGUGCUCCGUUGUGGGCCAUUAUAUUCUUCGUUAUGCUGCUCAUACUCGGCCUCGACAGUGAAUUUUGCAUCGUGGAGUCUUUCAUAACAGGUGUGGUUGAUUACUGGCCGGAUGUACUUCGUCCUCGCAGGAUCAAGUUUACCAUCGCCAUCUGUCUGCUAAUGUUUCUUCUGGGAGUACCGAUGGUCACGGAUGGUGGAAUUUAUAUUUUCCAACUGAUGGACUUCUAUUCCGCGAGCGGAAUGUCCAUUCUGUGGGUGUGCUUCUUCCAGACGAUAGCGAUAUCGUGGAUUUUCGGAGCAAAGAAAUUUUGCGACUGCGUGCAUCAGAUGAUGGGAAUUCGAUUGAAUAGAUUUUGGUACAUAUGCUGGGUGGUGUUAGCGCCGGUAAUCAUGAUGUUUAUCUUUGUAUUUCAAAUCGUUCAAUAUAAACCACUGACGUAUGGCGGUCGCUACCAGUAUCCGUUAUGGGCUGACAUAAUUGGCGUGUGCUUGAGUCUUUCAUCUAUGCUGUGGAUACCCGGAUACGCGCUGUAUUACAUAAUAAGUACACCAGGCUCGAUCACGGAGAAUAUCUCGAAAGGCCUGCAACCGAAUAUAAAGUCGCAUGCGAAAUUACCGAAAGGCGAUAAAUCAGGCGUGAUACCCAUGUCAGAGAGCAACGCAGUCUUAAUUAAAAAUAGCAGUUUCUUGAGUCAAAAUGAGUCAUGAUUAGUGCUAGCAAUCGCUUUUAACUCGUAUUAGGUUACACUUAAUCUUAGACGUAAUAUAUUUAUAGUAAAAUAAAAACAUUAAUGAAUAACAAGAGUCCAAAUUGAUUGGGCAUUUAGUAGUAAUUUGUAUUUAAAUGGACGCGUGUCAAAUUGAUCAGUUUUAUAUACAAUAUGCUCAGUUAGGCAACAAUCAUCACUUGUUAAUUUUUGUACAUUGUAAAUCAUACAGCAUUACAUUUACUUGAUUAAAUAUUUCCGAUGAAAAUGUCGUAUGUUCUCCUUAAUUCUUUAAUGGCUGGGUGACACACACACAUUUCUAAAUUAUGUAUUAAAAAAAAAAAAAACACUACAGUUACUGGUUUUUAAAACAAAAUU
Pseudomyrmex gracilis is the source of this 2700-nucleotide messenger RNA. RefSeq names its product sodium- and chloride-dependent GABA transporter 1-like. The coding region runs from base 392 to 2323 and encodes 643 amino acids. The record is from RefSeq and is a predicted model, not a curated record. Lineage: Eukaryota; Metazoa; Arthropoda; Insecta; Hymenoptera; Formicidae. Gene Ontology annotation, biological process: sodium ion transmembrane transport. Gene Ontology annotation, cellular component: membrane. The transcript is spliced from 11 exons.